This is a messenger RNA of Aureobasidium melanogenum CBS 110374, 1782 nucleotides long. Its product is annotated as kinesin. Gene Ontology annotation, molecular function: microtubule binding; microtubule motor activity; ATP binding. The record is from RefSeq and is a predicted model, not a curated record. NCBI's taxonomy places the organism in Eukaryota, Fungi, Ascomycota, Dothideomycetes, Dothideales, Saccotheciaceae. The transcript is spliced from 2 exons. Gene Ontology annotation, biological process: microtubule-based movement; mitotic spindle organization. Bases 1 to 1782 code for a protein of 593 amino acids.
AUGAUGGAUAUCCCUCACGCAGCAUCCUCACCCGACAUUUCUUACAUAUCCACGGCUUCGGCUCCAUCCUUGCGCGCCAGAGAUUCUACAGUCAGCAUGGCUUCUGGGCGACCUUCGUAUUUAGCAGGCGAAGAAGGAGGCAAUGUCAAGGUUGUUGUCAGAGUGCGCAAGUUCUUGCCUCGAGAACUCGAACGACAAGCGCCAUGCCUCAUUGAAAUGGACCCCAACACGCAAAAGACGACGAUUCACCCUCCUCCUGCAAAUACGCUCGAUGCGAACUCUCGCAAAGUCUAUGAAGAAAAGAGUUUCGUCUUCGACAAGUCCUUCUAUUCCCACGACGAAUCAAUGCCACACUUCGCUCACCAGCAAGAUGUCUACGCUUCGUUCGGUGAAGACUUUCUGGACCACAACUUUGAUGGAUACCACACGUGUAUCUUCGCAUACGGCCAGACUGGUUCUGGAAAGUCGUACACCAUGAUGGGCACCAAGGACCAGCCUGGCUUGAUACCCCGAACAUGCGAGAAUCUAUUCCAACGCAUCGAGCAAGAGCAGAAUGGCAACAUCACCUACAACGUCCAUGUUUCAUACUUCGAAAUCUACAACGAGCACGUUCGUGACCUUCUCACUCCUCGCACCAACCCUCCCACCCACCUAAAGAUCCGCGAAAGCAAGUCGGAAGGUGUCUACGUCCAGAAUUUGACCGACAGCCCUGUCAAGUCGUUCGGUGACAUCCAGAGGCUCAUGCACAUGGGCGAUCUGAACCGAACGGUAGCCGCUACCAAGAUGAAUGACACAUCAUCGCGUUCGCACGCCGUCUUCACCCUUACACUCAAACAGAUCCAGCACGAUAUCGCCACUGAUAGCACCAUUGAACGCACCGCUCGCAUGCGUCUUGUUGAUUUGGCUGGCUCAGAACGAGCAAACAGAACAGAAGCAACUGGUCAACGUCUCCGUGAGGGAGGAAACAUCAACCAGUCUCUUACCACCCUUGGUCGCGUCAUCGCCGCCCUUGCAGACCCCAAACGUCAACGACCCAGUGCCCGUUCAAACCAGACCAAGCGUCGUGCUGAUGUGGUACCUUACCGCGAUUCGGUCCUUACUUGGUUGUUGAAAGACAGCCUGGGCGGCAACUCAAAGACGGCAAUGGUGGCCUGCAUCUCGCCGACAGACUACGAGGAGACUCUUUCCACACUUCGUUACGCCGACCAGGCCAAACGCAUUCGUACUCGUGCAACUGUCAACCAAGACGCCGUAUCCGCCGCCGAACGCGAUGCCCAGAUCAAGGAGAUGGCAGAGACGAUUCGUCUUCUCCAAUUAUCAGUCAACGCAUCGACUACUCGCAAGCGCGACGAGGCGGACCGAGCAGGUCAAGAACUGGAAGACUACCAACGCCAAGUCACAAAAAUGCAACGCGCAAUGGAAGAAUCUCGUGCUGUUGCCGACGUGAAGAUUCGCGCUUUGAACGCCGAGCUGGAAGAGCUUCGUCCCAUCAACGAGCGCUUGAGAAACGAAGUCGCUUCUUUGCGUAGACAUCUUGCUCUUGCUGUUGGCGAACUGAAGAAUCCUAUUGUUCUACCUCCUACAGAGGAAGAAAAGGGUUGUGAUGUCGAGACAAUUGAGGUCUACAGUGACGAGGAUGAGGAAGAGGAGAGUGAUGACGAGGGGUACUCUUCACAGCACGCAGAAUGGCAGGCUGACAUCGAGGAGCUCAUGAAGGAUUUGGGCAUGUUCAAGCAGAAGGUCGCGGAUGAUCGCAGCAGAUUUACCAUACCUGCUGCUUGA